This is a messenger RNA of Sebastes umbrosus (honeycomb rockfish), 2752 nucleotides long. RefSeq names its product 5,6-dihydroxyindole-2-carboxylic acid oxidase-like. The transcript has 7 exons. The coding region runs from base 160 to 1725 and encodes 521 amino acids. Gene Ontology annotation, molecular function: oxidoreductase activity. The record is from RefSeq and is a predicted model, not a curated record. Gene Ontology annotation, biological process: melanosome organization; melanocyte differentiation. Gene Ontology annotation, cellular component: melanosome. Lineage: Eukaryota; Metazoa; Chordata; Actinopteri; Perciformes; Sebastidae.
GGGACUUUUUAAACACACUUUAGUUGACAGAGAAAGUCCUGCUGUGUUGAAGUGAUGCACAUUGGAUAAAGGCUUAGUUGACGUGCAUAUAGGCUAUUUGCUGUGUAAACUGACUCCAAAUCAUCCGUGCGUAAAAGUUUGGCAACCGUUUUUUGGAUAAUGUGGCAGUGCUGCUGUUUGGUGCUCGUGGGCUUGGUGGUGGUGGUGAGCGCGCAGUUCCCCAGAGAGUGCGUGACACCUGAUGGACUGAGGAGCGGUCAGUGUUGCCCGUCGCCCUCCGGACUCAACGACGACCCGUGCGGCUCCAGCGCUGGCCGCGGACAGUGCGUGUCCAUCACGGCGGACGCGCGGCCGCAUGGUCCGCAGUACCCGCACGACGGACGGGACGACCGGGAACGGUGGCCGGUGCGGUACUUCAACCGCACCUGUCAGUGUAACGGGAACUUCAGCGGGUACAACUGCGGCCGCUGCAGACACGGAUGGACCGGGCCCAGCUGCGACCAGAGAGUCUCUGUUGUAAGAAGAAACGUGAUGCAGCUCAGCGCGGACGAGAAGCGUGCGUUCGUGAGCGCGCUGGAUCAGGCCAAGCGCACGGUGCACCCGGACCUGGUGAUUGCAACGCGGCGCCACGUAGAGAUCCUCGGGCCCGACGGGAACACCGCGCAGUUUGAGAACAUCACCGUCUACAACUACUUCGUGUGGACGCACUACUUCUCCGUCAGCAAGACGUUCCUGGGCGCGGGCCAGGCCAGCUUCGGGGGCGUGGACUUCUCGCACGAGGGGCCCGGGUUCGUCACGUGGCACCGGUUCCACCUGUUGCAGCUGGAGCGAGACAUGCAGGACAUGCUGCAAGACCCGUCCUUCGCCCUUCCCUACUGGAACUUUGCCAUCGGUGGAAGCACGUGUGACAUCUGCACGGACGACCUGAUGGGAGCCAGGAGCAGCUUCGACAUGAACUCCCUCAGCACCAACUCUAUCUUCUCCCAGUGGAGGGUCAUAUGUGAGAGCGUAGAGGAUUACGACACACUGGGAACCAUCUGCAACAACACUGAGAGUUCUCCCAUCAGAAGGAACCCAGGAGGAAACGUCAACAGGCCGAUGGUCCAGCGUCUCCCAGAGCCCCAGGAUAUAGCAGACUGUCUGCAGGUGAACGCUUUUGACACACCGCCCUACUACUCCACCUCCUCCGAAAGCUUCAGAAACACAAUUGAAGGCUACAGCGCCCCCAAGGGGAACUAUGACCCCGUGGUGAGGAGCCUCCAUAACCUGGCCCAUCUGUUCCUGAAUGGGACAGGAGGACAGACUCACCUCUCGCCCAACGACCCCAUCUUCGUCCUGCUCCACACCUACACUGACGCUAUAUUUGACGAAUGGCUGAGGAGACACAGUCCAGAUUCGUCUCUGUAUCCUGAAGAAAAUGCCCCCAUUGGUCACAACAGGGGCUUCAACAUGGUGCCUUUCUGGCCUCCAGUGACUAACGCUGAGAUGUUUUUGACCGCCCCUGAAAAUCUUGGUUACUCUUAUGAAGCUGAAUGGCCAGGUCAAGCUUUCACUCUGACUGAAAUCAUCACCAUGGCAAUAGUAGCCGCCCUUGUGCUCGUCGCAGUCAUUUUCGCCGCCUCAUGUGCAUUGCGUGCCAGGUCUUACAAGAUGGAGGGCCACCAGCCUCUGCUCGGAGAUCAGUACCAGCGCUACGACGACAACAAAAGCCAAUCUGUAGUCUAGGUUCGGUGUUGGAACAUGAGCCUCUCUCUCUUCUCUUUACUUUUACAGUGACACAGCAGUGCAGUUCGUUAACGCCUGGAUCUGUUCUCACUGGUGUAGACUCUCGAAUGCUACAACGUGAUAGGAAGUAAACCUUUGGCGGCAUUCAUGUCCCUUUAACAAAGCUGGUGUAGUUAAUGUUUCUUUACAAAUAGUACAGAUGUGGAGCAAUAAUUGAAGAUGUGUUUUUUAGAAUGGAAAGAGUUUUGCAAAGAUUGCAAUGGUCCAGUCUUUGAAAUGUUCAGAUUUUGGCCACAUUUGAAAAUGUGUUCAAAUGAAGAGAACAUGGACAACUGAAGUGUUGGUGUAAUAAUGAUGCCACCAGGUGGUGCUGGACUGUGAUUCUGGUCAGGGCUUUUAAAUGGCAUGGCAGUAUCCGCAAUGAGGCCUCCUGUAUUUUAGUGUUUGACAUUGCUCUUAUAAGGUGAUCAGGUGGAAAGAAUGUAGAUUAAAAAAGGAUAUUCAAAAUGUUCUGUAACUUUAUGAACACAGUUAAAAUAAUUAAAACAUACACAUCUACAACUUCUAUCCUGUUUAUAGGCUUUAGAUCAUCAUAGAAGUGAAAUAAUUCUUCUAACAUACAGUGCCCUUGUAGUGGAGCCAUAAUGCCCACAAGGGGGUGCAAUAGUUCAAUUUCUGAAACUCUGCAUGUUCUUGGUAAGAGAUGCUUUGAGGGGUUUGUUUUGUUUUUUUAGUGAUGUAUGAACUGAAGAUAAAUUUAUCAAAAUGACUUGAAAUGUAAUUAAUGAUUGAAGAAAGAGAUAAAAAGAAAAAAGAAACAGAUGUGGUGAUUGAUAAGAAAUGGAGCGAGAUGCAGUGUACUGAGUGAACUGUGUACUCCACCAUAUACAGCUUCUUUUUUUUUUUUAACUAAAUCUAUGUGAAAUAUUCAUUAUUGCUUCUCUGUUUGUACAUUUUGUACUUUUGCCAGAAUGUUGUUGGAUCUGGGUGCAUGCCAAAUUAUUUAUAUGAUUAAAUUGUAAUGCCC